Molecule: messenger RNA, 3502 nt
Organism: Myxocyprinus asiaticus (Chinese sucker)
Lineage: Eukaryota; Metazoa; Chordata; Actinopteri; Cypriniformes; Catostomidae
Product: cyclic nucleotide-gated channel cone photoreceptor subunit alpha-like
Exons: 9
Coding region: 327-2588 (753 amino acids)
Biological process (GO): monoatomic cation transmembrane transport
Cellular component (GO): plasma membrane; intracellular cyclic nucleotide activated cation channel complex
Molecular function (GO): intracellularly cAMP-activated cation channel activity; cGMP binding; intracellularly cGMP-activated cation channel activity
Source: RefSeq, a predicted model, not a curated record
CGGAGGUGCUGAAGACUCCUCAACGCAUCCUUUAAAGUCUAUUAAAAAUUUUGAAAUUUAGGAGACAAAAAUUUGUUCAGUCAAAAGUAGACUGGUAAUGACAGCAAAAGUGAUUUGAAACUGAUGGCCAAAAAUGCAAACACGAAUUUGUUCUUCAAAGAUGGGAUUUUACAACACAGCAUUGUGUGAGACUGACUGCUUCAACCAGAGAGAAACUUGACUGGACUUGACAGGAAUUUUUGCUGAAUUUAACAUAUCCAAGAGGGAAUAGUAAAUAGUGUUGCUUCACAGCACUGAAUGCCUAGGGUAGGCAGAGAAGAAAGAGAAUGGCGAAGAUUUGUACAGAGCAGUCCUACCCUCCCCAGCACAGGCUCUCAGUCCGAGCUUCAGAUGAUGAACUGGACCAUACUGAAAAUGGCGCAAGCAGACUAUUCCCCAGGGCACACUCUAUUUGUGAGGACAACUCCUCGGACAUGCAGAGGAUUAGUUCUAUUGGAACUAGCCAGUUUCAGGAAUCCAGGAGCAGUUCUUUCACAGGUGCUGGGGCUAUGGCAAGGCUCACCCACUUUCUGGUAAUGCUCCGGAUCUGGGCAUCUCACAGGCUUCACAGAGAGGUUGAGCGUCCCGACUCCUUUUUGGAGCGAUUCCGUGGACCAGACCUCAAAGACUUAUCUAGCCGAGGAAGUAAUGCCCAUUCCUCUAUAGGCCUUCCUGACAGGCCUCAUAAGAGGAAAAAAGUCAAUCACUGGCCUCUGGCAGUUUACAAUAUGAACAACUGCAACAACACAGAUGACAAAAAGGAGGACAAAAAGGAGGAAAUAAAGAAAGAUGAGAAAAAAGAGGAAAAAAAGGACGAGAAGGAUGAGAAAAAAGAUGGAGACAAGAAAGAGGAGAAAAAAGAUGAGAAAAAGGAUGAAAAGAAGGAUGAUAAAAAGGAUGAUAAGAAAGAUGAUAAAAAGAAAGAGGAGCCUCAGAAAGAAAUAUGGAUCAUGGACCCAUCCACAGACAAAUAUUAUAGAUGGCUUUCAAUCAUAGCAGCACCAGUUUUUUACAACCUGAUGAUGCUGGUGACAAGGGCCUGUUUCAAUGAGCUUCAAAACUCAUACACAACCCUUUGGAUGGUCUUGGACUAUACCUCAGAUGCAAUCUACUAUGCAGACACAUUUGUCAGAUCAAGAACAGGUUUCUUGGAGCAGGGCCUUCUUGUUAAAGAUGCCAAGAAGUUGAUGGAUCAUUACAAGAAAAUCCCCCAGUUCAAAUAUGAUGUGCUUUCCAUGAUUCCAACAGAUUUAUUGAUGCUCAAAGUGGGGUACAACAAUCCUGAACUUCGUUUCAACCGUCUCUUCAAAAUGGCCCGUUUGUUUGAGUUCUUUGACCGCACGGAAACCAGAACUAACUAUCCGAACAUUUUCCGUAUCAGCAACCUCGUACUUUAUAUCCUGAUUAUUAUUCACUGGAAUGCUUGCAUUUUCUUCGCCAUUUCCAAAACUAUUGGCUUCGGGACUGACACGUGGGUCUAUCCAAACAUCAGCCACCCUGAAUAUGGCCGCUUGGCCAGAAAAUACAUCUACUGUCUGUACUGGUCCACUCUCACUCUCACCACCAUUGGAGAAACUCCACCUCCAGUUAGAGACGUUGAAUAUUUGUUUGUUGUUGCAGACUUCCUUAUUGGUGUGUUGAUUUUCGCUACCAUCGUUGGUAACGUCGGUGCCAUGAUCUCCAACAUGAAUGCUUCUCGUGCCGAAUUCCAGGCCAAGAUAGAUUCCAUCAAGCAGUACAUGCAAUUCCGUAAGGUAAGCAAAGAUUUGGAGGCUAGGGUCAUCAAAUGGUUCGACUACCUUUGGACGGAGAAGAAAACGUGUGAUGAGAAGGAAGUGUUGAAGAACCUCCCAGACAAGCUCAAAGCUGAGAUUGCCAUCAAUGUCCAUUUAGACACACUGAAGAAGGUACGAAUCUUCCAGGACUGCGAAGCUGGACUGCUUAUUGAGUUGGUGUUGAAGCUGCAGCCUCAGGUGUUCAGUCCUGGAGAUUACAUAUGUAAGAAGGGUGACAUAGGCAGAGAAAUGUACAUCAUCAAAGAAGGAAAGCUUGCUGUGGUGGCUGAUGAUGGUAUCACUCAAUUUGUUGUGCUCAGUGAUGGUGCUUACUUUGGAGAAAUCAGUAUCCUUGGAAUAAAAGGCAGUAAGGCUGGAAACAGAAGAACGGCAAAUAUUCGUAGUGUUGGCUACUCUGAUCUUUUUGCCCUGUCUAAAGAUGACCUCAUGGAAGCACUUACGGAGUACCCUGAUGCCAAAAAAGCCCUGGAGGAGAAAGGAAAGUCCAUCCUAAGGAAGGACAACCUUCUUGAUGAGGCGGUGGCAGCCGCAGGCGCGGAUCCCAAAGAUCUGGAGGAGAAGAUUCACCGCCUGGAGGGCAACCUUGAUGUUAUGACUACCAAAUUUGCCAAACUCAUGGCAGAGUACACAUCAUACCAGAGCAAGAUCAAACAGAGGAUUGCCAACAUGGAGAACAAAGUGAAAACAUUACGAGUGGAGGAUCUGUCUGAGGUGGUCGAGGACAAAAAGGAGGAAGACAAGAAAACAAAAUAAUCAAGUCGACAUAAAUGAAAACAGCAUAGACUUUGGAGUUAAUGGGGUUUUCCUAUGUACAUAUUUCUUAACAUAGUACAUUACUUUAAAAUGUUUAUACUUACAUUUAUACAUUUUAAAUACGAUGACAUUGUAUUAAUUGCCAUAUAUAUGACAUAUGUAUUUAAUGUAUGCAGUAUGGAACAGCUCAGAUGACAUUCAUUACCAUAAAAUGCAGGAUCUUAUUUAUCUGUCCCAGGAGAGUCAUUCUUGCAUGCUUUAUUUAAUAUAAAAUAAAAUCAGGGCUUCAUUUGCGGUUUAGGCAAAGGAGUAGUUGUCCUCUACUUGUUUCAUUUUGCAGAGCUGUGAGAACACUUAAUUUAUUCAAAAUGAUUCAGCACUUCUUUUUAUGAUGUUCUGAUUAUCUUCAUAAAGCAAUCACAUUAUUUCAAUUGAAGUGCUAAGUGUUGCUCUCAGAAAAGCAAGAACUUAACAUGGACUUCUAAAAUCAUCCCUCAACAAACAAAAACAAUUUUUUUUUUAGUAUGCCUAGAGCACCCAGAUUUGUAUGUAUUCUUUAAUAAACAUUUGAACAAAUACUGUAUGUCUGUUAAAAUAGCAGCAAAAAACUUCUAAAUGAAUGUAAACAAGAUCGAGAAUUGAAAUGGACAAGAAAAGUGUGUAGUAAGUGAACAUAGCAUGUUAGGGAUCAUUAACAGUACUUAGAGAAGUAACCUGGCAUUGCAAGAAAAAACAUAGUUGGGCCUCAUAUUACAUUAACAGCAGAUCAGUGCAGAAUGUCUGUCUGAGGUCUGGAUAGAUAGCAGCUCUAUCCAUCAACCAUAGAUGUAAACCGAUCAGCCACAACAUUAAAACCACCUGCCUAAUAUUGUGUAGGUCCCCCUCGUGUCGCCAAAACAGCGCCAACCUGCAUC